Brassica napus (rape) is the source of this 850-nucleotide messenger RNA. RefSeq lists its product as uncharacterized. The transcript is spliced from 5 exons. The coding region runs from base 311 to 667 and encodes 118 amino acids. NCBI's taxonomy places the organism in Eukaryota, Viridiplantae, Streptophyta, Magnoliopsida, Brassicales, Brassicaceae. The record is from RefSeq and is a predicted model, not a curated record.
AUAUUGAAUGGACGCUUGAGAUUAAUUAUUCUUUUAUUCUUUUUUAAUUAUUUUUUUCUGAAAUCUACGAGUCAGAGAAACGAGAGAGAGAGAAGAUGGAGUUCGUAGAUGGUAGAGAAAGUAGAAGACGCGACGCGACGCGAAGUCACCACCACCAUCGCUCGUUACCAUCACCACCAUCGCCAUCUCUCCCAUCCCCAAUCGCUCGUCACCACCACCAUCGCUUCUCAGAUCCGUCUUCACCGGAGUCGCCACCACCACCGUCACGCUCGUCAUAACCACGACUGAUCACUUCUCUGUCUCUCACUCUAUGUCUCUCAUUCUCUCUGUGUUUUUUUUUUGUUCUUGUUACAGGAAGCUUGUUCGUAAGAAAGUGGUCAUUGAUAAGGCGAAAAAUACAAGAGGGAUGACUCUGCCAAAACUAUGUCCCAACGUUUGCAAGGUGGUGGUCGUGACUCGUGAGCAAGAGCUGGUGUUGUGCAGAGGAGAUGUCACGAACUUGUCUCCGUCUAGACUCACACGAAUGUUGCAGUCUCUACUGGAAUGCCAAGUGCAGCCUUUGAAGGUUUAUACAGCUAAAACAUUGCUCUAUACGGCAGACUUUAAGACAAUCGUGCUUAGAUACUGCGGAAGCUUGAGGAAAGUGGAAGAGACAGAUGAACCUUGAGGAAGGUCGAAGUGAAACAAGGAGCUUGAGGAAGACGGCGGCUUAGGUUUAGGUUUAGGGUUAAUUAGAUUUUGGUUUAAUGUGUUUUAAUUAGUUUUUUUUUUAAUAUGUACUAGUUUAGUUUUGUAAAAUUGAUUUUAUUUGUAAACUGAUUGUAAUAAUUUAAAUUCUUUUUAUUACAAA